This is a messenger RNA of Lactuca sativa (garden lettuce), 1771 nucleotides long. Its product is annotated as E3 ubiquitin-protein ligase PUB22. The record is from RefSeq and is a predicted model, not a curated record. Gene Ontology annotation, biological process: protein ubiquitination. Lineage: Eukaryota; Viridiplantae; Streptophyta; Magnoliopsida; Asterales; Asteraceae. Gene Ontology annotation, molecular function: ubiquitin protein ligase activity.
GAGAUAUGUCUGUGCUGAGCCUCUAAAAAUGUCGUUUGAAAAGUCAAUACUCCUAUAUCCUUGACCAUAAUAACGUUACUUUUUGCUGUUUUGACUUUUGUUUGUUCAUUAUUCUCAUCCACCCUAUUUAUAAAUUCAAAAUCUUUCAAUAUUGUUUAUCAAGAUUUAGAAUAGAAACCCAACAGUCAAUCCUUGCUUUGUUAAUUGCUUUGAGCAAUUUUCUCCACUUAUCUGCAAUGGGUGAUUCUCAAACGGAGAUAGAAGUUCCUUCAUUUUUUGUAUGUCCAAUUUCUCUAGAAAUCAUGAAGGACCCUGUAACCCUGUCCACGGGAAUAACAUAUGAUCGUGAAGCCAUAGAGAAAUGGUUGUACACUCGAAAGAACUGCAUGUGUCCCAUCACCAAACAAGUUCUUACAGAUUUAGAGCUCACCCCAAACCACACCCUUCGUCGACUGAUCCAAUCAUGGUGCACAAUUAAUGGGCCAUAUGGUAUCGAAAGAUUCCCCACUCCACGGAUCCCCAUCUCCAAAUCACAAAUCUUGAAGCUCCUACAAGAUUCUAAAUCUCCCAAUUUGCAGAUGGAGUGUUUAAAGAAGCUAAAGACGAUUGUUUUGGAAAGUGAUGUCAAUAAACGAUCAACCGAAGCAGUUGGAGCAGCUGAAUACCUAUCUUACAUCAUAUGUAACCCUAGUUGUAAUCAUACGUCACCAUCAUCGGUGGAUGAAAUCUCUGGUGUUAAUGGAUUUGAUAAUUCAGUAACAGCAGUUGAUGAAGCGUUGAACAUCCUUUACCACCUUCGUCUAUCCCAAACCGGCCUUAAAUCAUUGUUCGGAAAGACAGGAGAACUUGUUGACGCAUUAACUCGCGUGAUGCAAUGCGCCGCCAAUUACGACACACGCACUUACGCCGUCUUAUUACUAAAGUCAAUGUUCGAUGUGGCAGAACCCAUUCAAGUGAUGUCGUUAGAGACUCAUUUCUUUAAGGAGCUUACACAAAUCUUGGCCAAUCAAGUUUCACCAAAAGCCACAAAAGCUGCGCUGAAAUUACUUAUAGAAGUAUGUCCAUGGGGGCGGAAUAGAAUAAAAGCUGUGGAGGCCGGAGGAGUUACAGUAUUAAUCGACAUCCUGCUAGAUUGUACUAAUCCAACGAGAGUGUCGGAGAUGGUCUUAAUCCUGUUAGACCAUCUUUGCCAGAGUGCUGAAGGACGCGCUGAACUAUUAAGACAUGGUGCAGGUUUAGCGGUGGUUUCCAAGAAAAUCUUUCGUGUUUCACAGGUGGCAAGUGCGAGGGCUGUGAGGAUACUGCAUGCGGUGGCAAAGUUCUCCGGUAAUACGAGUGUAAUACAAGAGAUGUUGCAGUUGGGGGUGGUGGGGAAACUAUGUUUCGUGUUACAAGUGGAGUGUGGGAGCAAGACCAGCGAGAAAGCUAGGGAGAUUUUGAAGAUGCAUGCUAGGGCUUGGAAGCAUUCCUCGUGUAUACCCUAUAAUUUGGUUUGUUCGUAUCCAUCUUAGUUAGUACAUCGAUGCAUCAAGACUUUUCGGAUGUAGAAGAGUUUUAAAAAGGAAACUCUUGUAUACGAUCUACGUUUGGUUAUUUUUUUGGCUAGAAGAACCGUUGUACGUUUAAAUUCUGGCACCAAAGAAGUGCUAUCGAGCUCUAAAAGUUGUAAUCAUAUACUCAAUCCCUAAAUUGGUAUCUGAAUUAAUUCAAACUUUAUCUGUCAAGUUGUUUAAGAAUGCAAAAUAUUGAAAUACCAUAUUGGUUUAGUGAA